AUGGCAGGCCUCCAGAGUCGCUUCGCCAUGACCCUUCCCUGCUCCCUCUCCACAGCUUUUCGCAACCUCUCGUUAUCAGUCCCGAAGCGCUCGUUCUCUACGACAUUGGCUGCGCAAAAGACGAGGCAAUUACCGGAUUAUAUUCCUCCUUAUCCCUAUGGACCCAACUACAUCUUCAAGCAAUCAAACUCCGGUCUCUAUGGUGGGGCUAUGAUCCAGUUCGGAAACAAGAUCUCGAAGGGCCGCAAUGAGGGUAAAACUCGACGAUUCUGGAAGCCAAACGUCAGGCGGAAGAAGCUCUGGAGCGAAGCUCUCGGAGAGUACCUCUACAUCAAGGUUACGCGAAAGGCUCUGCGAACAAUCUGGAAGUCUGGCGGUCUCGACAACUACCUUUUGGAUGACCGGCCCGGUCGUAUCAAGGAACUCGGUAUCUUCGGCUGGGAAUUGAGAUGGAAAGUGAUGCAGACACCAAAGAUCCAAGAGCAAUUCCGCGAACAAAGAAAACGUCUUGGUCUCCCCGAGCCACCGUCGUUCGAGGAGUGGGUAAAGCAGAAGGAGGCAGAGAUCAAAGCCAAGGUGGAGGAAGAGACCAACAUCAAGGAAGUUACGAAACCAACAUACAACGAGAAACAGUACUAG
Aspergillus thermomutatus is the source of this 639-nucleotide messenger RNA. RefSeq names its product mitochondrial 54S ribosomal protein bL28m. Gene Ontology annotation, molecular function: structural constituent of ribosome. Gene Ontology annotation, cellular component: mitochondrial large ribosomal subunit. Lineage: Eukaryota; Fungi; Ascomycota; Eurotiomycetes; Eurotiales; Aspergillaceae. The transcript has a single exon. The record is from RefSeq and is a predicted model, not a curated record. Bases 1 to 639 code for a protein of 212 amino acids.